Messenger RNA from Pelobates cultripes (western spadefoot toad), 21558 nucleotides. NCBI's taxonomy places the organism in Eukaryota, Metazoa, Chordata, Amphibia, Anura, Pelobatidae. The record is from the annotation of a GenBank genome assembly.
GGAGGAGCCAGGGUUGCGGCCAGGGCUGGCUGUGUGCUCUCCCCAGCCCAGAUUAGAUGAUCGUGGAGGCAGCGGCGGGUCGUGCUGCUCCCCGGGUGUCACCAUGUCGCUGCGGGCCCGCGCCCUCUAUGACUUCCGAGCGGAGAACCCGGGGGAGGUGUCCCUGCGGGAGGCCGAGGUGCUCAGCCUGUGCAGCGAGCAGGACAUCGAGGGCUGGCUGGAGGGGGUGAACAGCCGGGGGGAGCGCGGUCUGUUCCCGGCUUCCUACGUGGAGGUGAUCCGCAGCGAGCCGGCCUCCCCCCCUCCGCCGCCCCCGCCACCCCCGGCCCCGGACUCCCGCUACUCCAACCUGCCCGCCGGGGGGUACUCCCCGCCACAGCCCUCCGCCCAGGCUCCUCCCCAGCUGGCCUUCUCCUUCCCCGCGGGAGCCGUGCAGCCCCGGCCGAGCGCCCUCCACUACCAGCAGAGCCAGCCCAGCGACGACGACUGGGACGACGAGUGGGAUGACAGCAGCUCCACGGCGGCCGACGAGCCCGGGGGGGCUCCCACUCCCGGUUACUAUGGCGGCGGCGGUUUCCAUGACUACGACGGGUCCAGCUCGCGCUACCGAAUGUCCACCCGCUCCGAGCUGCCCCCGGGCUCCUACUCCACCACCGCCUCCUCCGCCUCCCAGGCCGCCAAGGGCUCGGCCACCGUCAGCCGCAACCUCAACCGCUUCUCCGCCUUCGUCAAGACCGGCGGCGAGGCGUUCGUGCUGGGCGAGGCGGCCGGGUUCGUGCGGGACGGGGACAAGCUGUGCGUGGUGCAGGGCCCGCACGGGCCGGAGUGGCAGGAGAACCCGUACCCGUUCGGCUGCUCCAUCGACGAGCCCACCAAGCAGACCAAGUUCAAGGGGAUGAAGAGCUACAUCUCGUACCGGCUGCUCCCCAGCCACACCGGCCUGCAGGUCUACCGCCGGUACAAGCACUUCGACUGGCUCUACACCCGCCUGCUGGAGAAAUUCCCGGUCAUAUCGGUACCCCGCAUCCCCGAGAAACAGGCCACCGGCCGCUUCGAGGAGGACUUCAUCUCCAAGCGGAGGAAGGGUCUGAUCUGGUGGAUGGACCACAUGUGCAGCCACCCGGUGCUCUCACGGUGCGACGCCUUCCAGCACUUCCUCACCUGCACCGACGAGAAGGCCUGGAAACAGGGCAAGAGGAAAUGCGAGAAGGAUGACAUGGUUGGAGCCAACUUCUUCCUCACCCUCAGCACCCCACCAGGGGCCCCAGUGCUGGACCCCCACGAUGUGGAAGGCAAGCUGGACUCCUUCAAGGCGUUCGCCAAGAGGAUGGAUGAGGGAGUCCUUCAGCUCAACCAGACAGCCGGAGAGUUUGCCCGAAAACAAGCUUCAGGCUUCAAGAAGGAGUACCAGAAGGUGGGCAUGGCCUUCAAAGGCUUGGGACAAGCUUUCGAGAUAGACCAGCAGCCCUUCUCGGUGGGAUUCAACCGGGCUAUGGCCUUCACUGGGGAUGCCUAUGAUGCUAUUGGGGAAAUGUUUGCAGAGCAGCCUCGACAGGACCUGGAUCCCAUCAUGGACCUGCUGGCAGUCUACCAGGGCCACCUGGCCAACUUCCCAGACAUCAUCCACGUCCAGAGAGGUAACCACAAAAAAAGGGGGUGCUCUGGUGUGUUGGGGGUUGCUGUCACUGAGAUGCAGGAUACUAGGGCUACAGGGUAUGACGGUUUCUCAUAAAUUAGAUUAAGAUAUGUGCAUUAUUAAUACAUUACAACAUUCCAUUAUUGUAACAAUUGAAUAUUGUGGACCCAGGAUGUAAUUACUUGGGAAGACCCCAUGUAUGUAGGAGGUGAAAGGUAGACAAAUGUGUAGAAAACACUUCGCCUUAAUUCGAUUCAUUCUUACUCAAUAUGUAACUGUAAAACCACAAAUCCUCUAGCAAUCUUUUGAUACUUUUACUGCAAUUAUAAUAGACGAAAACUUCUUUCAUGAUGGUAACAAAACAAGCUUGAUCUUUGUGUUUGAAAUAGCAAUGCCUAUUUGUAAUGCCUUCUAACAUAAUAGUUUCAGAUUAUGUCAGAGAUCACUCAGUUGGAGGGGGUUUACAGUGACACCAAUCUGAACUUUGCAAUGGAAUUAGAGCACAAUAGCUAGUCAAUUCUUCUGGCAGUCUUAACGUCUUAUUGUUAUGUGUUUGUAGGAACACCUGAUAUUGAGCUAUUCAGAAUAGGUAUUCAAAGAAAUUAGGUAUUCUAUAAGAUAUAUGUAUAACUAUCUGUGCUUUCUAUUUUGUUGGCUAGUAUUUCCUUAAAAUUACAAAUGUCUUGGAACAAUGCUUUGAAUCUUUUAUGCUAUUGCCUUGGUCUAAGUAUUUAAAUAAAAAAUAUAUAUAUUUUAUGGCACUGCUUACACACAUCAUACAAACUACAUAAUGAUCUCUAAUAGUUUUGUCAGCAUCUGUGCGCAUGCAAACCAAUGUUUCAUUCAUUCAUUCAUUCAUUCAUUCAUUCAUUCGUACACUUGGGGAUACUGAUUUUGCCUUUUUCCCAUAGGCCAACACUGGGCAGGGGUGUAUGUAGUAUGCACAGCAUCUCAUUGGAAAUACAAGGCCCAUUAUUGACUGCAUCACUCUUGUCUGCAUAAACCAAAUCAAAGUAGAGAUACUCCUGUCUAAAUUUACAUUUUUAUGUGGCUGCUUUUUUCUUUUCUAUCUCGUAUAGUGGUUAACUUUUUUCAUUUUUCAAAGAACAAAAGUUAUGUACAUUACAUUACCUGCAUAGGUCACCAAUGUUAAACAAUGUUCAUUAGGCUUUCAAAGCUCUAACAAAUGUUUUAUGGACUCGCUUAAGCAGCAGUCCAGACAAAAAUUAUGAACCAUUGAUUCAGGGAUUUUUUUCUUUAAAUACAAGGAAGAAAAAGAUUGCACAGGAUGUAUAUGUGCUUUACUCAAGCAUACCCUGAUGCUUACCAAACGUAUGGUUGCAAAACAUUUUAACCUAUUAAAUGGAAAGAAGUGUGUAUUAAAUGAGGAAAUGAUACAGGAAAUUAAUUCUAUAUUUUAAAGGAAUGUUCUCAAUUUUGACUUUCCUUGUUGGCAAUUUUACAUUGCGAAAUCUCCAAUGACUCACUGUACAAAACUUUCUUGAGUUGCAAUACUUAAAGUAUAAUAUCUCGAAAGCUUACAAUGUAUAACAUCCCAGCACACUGAAGACAUUUUGCCAAAUCUUAGCACCCUAGAUAUUAAUGUGCCUUUCACGUGAUACUCAGCCUGCCAAUUGUUUUUGGCUUGCUGAACAUGAUGGGAAAUUUAUUUUUCAAACAUCUGGGAUGCUGGAGUGAUUCAUCACCAUUGUAAAGUGAGCAUAUGAGGUGUCAAGUAUUCAAAAUGAAGUACAAAGAGCUGAGAGAUUUAUGAAAGUGUCUUAUUCUGAAAAGUGGUACAAAGUUAGAAGUGGAAUCACCAGUGGAAUGUGCUUUUGGUUUCCAUGGUGAUAACACCGCUUUUCUUAUACUUUAAUAAAUCUCUUCCAAUGCGACUUCUAGGUAAUACAUUGCAUGCUAGUAUUAUCCAAUCAUUUUGUUUACUGCAUAAAUAAGGCUUUUCUUGGUAAUCUCUGGACACACUUUCUUGAAAUAAGCAAUCUGAUUUUUUUUUUUUUCUUUUCAGUAGGGGGUUUGUGAGAGAUUCAGCACUUGGUUGUAGUUUUGUUUAUGGGGGAACCUGAAAUAUUGAUAUAUUUUUUUUUUUUUUUUCUUGGCUCUUUAUAUUUCAAUAUCCUAAUAAAGGCUUAUACCCCCUAUACGAAUAUUUACUUUUAAGGAACUUCUUUUGGUGGAGUGGGAGUCCGCAAACUUUAAGUGGGCGGUCGUCCCAUCCUGCUUUAUUUUUCCUCUAUACCAAAGGCUUAUACCAUAUUUAUGGAUACUUAAUUCAUUUAGAGGUUCUCGUUUAUGGAGGAGGGAUUCCCCACAUAUUUGUGAGGAGUUAUCCUGACUCAAUUUAGUAGUUUUUGUUCAAUUUACUUUGGGUGAUGCCCUUAAGUUCCUCUGUAACCGAUUAGGAGGCACCAGUGCUGACUAGUGUAGCCCUGUUGCCUCUUCUUGUGUGGCUAUUAAAUAAAUGUUAACUCAAAUCUAGAGGUUAGACUUUCCUUCCGUGAGAUUACUAGUGUGGCUAAAGUGCUUUAGUUUGGAGCGUUCCUUUAAACUACACAAAGUACAUCACGUUAAAUGGUACACUGCCACCACACACUGAAAUUAUGUAAUAUUUAUAUUCACCUUCAGUAUGUGAUUUUAAAUAUUAUCUAUGUUCAGGUUAUUCUGGUGUCAAGUUAAGUUUGUAUUUUACUUAUUUAUGCUUUGGGUGUAAUAUAAUAAAUUACUACUCCUUGUAAUUAAAUGAGAUGCACAGACUGUAGUGUAAAGGAGAAUCAUAAUCAUGCAGGUUUUUGUUACAAUGGAAAAAGUGUUAAUUUGUGUGUGCAUGUAUUCAUCAAAUCUUAUUUUUCUUUUUUACCUUCACUAAUGAAGGCCCUUAUUUGGGUAAACCUCUUCAUCAAAUCAUGAGGCAAUACUGAAACUCCAAUUAUGCUGUAAGCCAAUGUUUAAUCUAUUUAUGGAGCACUUUUCUACCCCAAGAGGAUGUCAAGCACUUAGUUAAAACUUCAUGACCUGCUGACAUAGCUGUAUCAUACAAAGGAGUGUAGUAUGGAUGCCAUAUGGAAUAGUCUGUAAGCCAAUAAGCCAAAGGGUAGUUUAUCUUAUGUGACUGACAAUUCUGUGUGAAAAUAUCUUGACAUUGCCUUGUCUAUUUCAGAAUAUGGUAUUUUAGUUAAAUAAAAAUGUGAUCAUUUAACGCUGCAAAAUGGUCUUGUGAUGCUAAGAUUUUUUUCUGUGACAAGCAGGCGAUGUGGUCAAAAUGUGGCGGAAACAUUCUAGCCUUGUGUUCAUGAUUCAGAGUGGUAGUGUAGUAAAUGUUUUUUAGCACACAUUGGGUCUCUUAAUCCUACCUGAGCUCUGUAUGAAUGCUACAACCUUACCAAAAGUAUUGUUGUUGUCAACACAUUUUUAUGGCCACAUUCCACCUAUGGCUGAAUAAUGUGUUUUGUCACAAAGCACGUCAUCUCAAACUGAUUCCAAAAGUGGUAGAAUCCACUAUAUUCAAAUGAGCUCAGCAGUGACCUGAUCACUAUCCAGUAGGACAUUGGGAUAUAAUGACAUGGGAGAUUUAUAGCAUAGUUACAUAGCUACAUAGCUGUAAAGAGACUUGCGUCCAUCAAGUUCAGCCUACCUCACGUUUGUUUUUUGCUGUUGAUCCAAAAGAAGGGAAAAAAACAGUUUGAAGCACAAUUUUGCAACAAGCUAGGACAAAAAUUUCUUCUUGACCCCAGAAUGGCAGUCAGAUUUAUCCUUGGAUCAAGCAUUUAUUACCCUACAUUGAAAGAUUAUAUCCUUGAAUAUUCUGUUCUUGCAAGUAUCCAUCUAGUAGCCGUUUGAACAUCUGUAUGGACUCUGAUAAAACCACUUCUUCAGGCAGAGAAUUCCACAUCUUGAUUGUUCUUACAGUAAAAAAAAAACCUUUCCUUUGUCUUAGACGAAAUCUUCUUUCUUCCAGUCUAAACGCAUGGCCUCGUGUCCUAUGUAAAAUCCGGUUUGUGAAUAGAUUUCCACACAAUGGUUUGAAUGUACAGCUGACAUUUGCAACAGUGAAUUGAUGCUGUCAUGACAACCUGGAUCUUAAUUUCUAAGUAAGGAAAUAAAACUAAUAUUUUUUUCAUUCUCCCCCUCCCCCCCUAUAAAAACAUGUUUGUAUUCCUAAAGUUAUAGUGUAUCUUGAAUACGUUUCAGUCCGUAGUCCUUCACAAUACUAAUAGAAAUAUGCAAAAAUUAGUUUUAGGUGAUUCGUCAGAAAAUGUUUUUUGUUUGCGGUCAUCAAAUAAAUCAAACAAAGUCAGAAUCCUCUGCAUUUAGCAGGAACUGUUAGUUUAGCAUGAUUUGUGUUGAUGUUGAUAACUUCUAAUGACAUGGUUUAGCAUUAAUUCCAAAAUGCUUUCCCUUUGACUCCAACAACUUUAAUUGUUAAGCUCACUGCUCUGUAAUUUCAGGGUAGAGAUUUUGUUCCUUUGUUAAUUAUGGGCACCAUGUCAUUUUCUCCAAUCCUCUGAUAUGAUUCCUGCAAAAAAAUAAAUCCUGUAUAAUGCAAAACAUUGGUAUUGCUAUUUUUAAUCUAAGCUCCCAAAGUACUAGUGAUUAUAUACCACCUGGCCCUUGGGCUUUGUUUAUCAACUUUAUUUACUCCAUUGCCCAUGGCACUUUGCUGUCACCCCUAUCCUCAGUACUGUAAGCAGGACACUUUGUUCCAAUUAAUGUCCUGCUUACUUAGCUUUUGGCUCUCCAUCUAACCCCACAGUUUUACAUUAUGUAGGCCAUUCCAUUUUGAAAUUGAAUAUUUAGUGUAGAGGAACACUAUAGGGUCUGGAACACAAACAUGUAUUCCUGUCCCCUGAGUGUUAAAAUCACCAUCUAUCCCUCCUGGCCUCCCCUUGCCCCCUAAACACUGCAAAUCUUACCUUUAUUCCAGUCUGCAGCUGCUGGCUCUGCCCCUGAUCUGCCUGCUUGGCUGACAUUAUCAUAAGUGGUGUUAUGAGCCAAUCACAAUGCUUUCACAUAGGAAAGCAUUGGAUUGGCUGAGCUUGUCAAGAAGGCAGAUCAGGGGCAAAGUCAGCACAAGCCAAACACAGCCCUGGGCAAUUGGCAUAUCUUCAUAGAAAUGCAUUGAAUUAAUGCAUCUCUAUGAGGAAUGUUCAGUGUCUCCAUGCAGUUGGUGGAGACCCUAAAUGGCAGUAGUGCACACUGUGCAGCACUGACCCAGGAAGCACCUCUAGCAGCCAUAUGAUGAGUGGCCAGUGGAUGUAUCCCUAGGCUGUAAUGUAAACAUUGCAUUUUCCCUGAAAAUAAAGUGUUUACUGCAAAAAGCAUUAAGGGAAUGAUUAUACUCACCAGAACAAAUACAAUAAGCUGUAGUUAUUCUGGUGACUAUAGUGUCCCUUUAACAAAUUGAUUCACAGCAUAUACCCGAAUUAGUCUUUAAAGGAUUGAUCCUCCCUCAGCUGCCAUGUCUGUCACCCAUCUUUCUAUGGGUUCCUUAAAUGGCUUAUAUUCUGCCACAUCACUAGUUGUAGCUAAACUCUGGUCAGUGAGCAGCAUAGCAAUUUUAAGAUUUUCACUCUCUCAGUGUUGCAAUUUGCUUCUCCAGAUCUCAAAUCUGAACUUCCAGCGCAGCCAUUCACUCACACUUUAUGCAGAAGUAAUACUUCUAAAACACCAACAAAGUUUGCAGUGCUGUACAAUAGGUGGACUAACAGACUAGUAUCUGCAACAGGAUUAGUUAGACACAUUGGAACUGAGUGUAGAAUAUAAUUGUGUAAAACAAAAUUUACCUGCUUUUCUCGAACUGUUCAAAAUAUUCUACCUUGCAAUAUACACCUUGAGUAAGCUAUUGUGAUCAAGCUGUUUAAAUAGGUGCUUGGUUAGAAAGCGUGCACAGAGAAAAAGAAAAGGUUUAAACCAUUACUUAUGGGAAAUUGUCAGCAGCACUAUAGAAAGUGUGCCGUUUACUUCCUGGUCUGUUUAGAGCGUAUUGCAAAUCCUACUUAGACUGCAGUUUCUAAAGUGAACGUUUAAAGAAAAAAAAAUGUAUAUUAAUUGAGUGACUUGCAAGCUCUCAGUUUACAUUGAGGUUUAACAGCGGCAACAUUUGAUAGGUCCUUAUUGAAAGGUGAACAAACAGUAUUGCAAAGGUGUGUUUUUUGGUUUUUUUUGUAUUCUAAAUGUAUAAAAAAACAUUACCAAUGGUGAUGUUUACCGAUUACCUAACCAUUUUUGUGAUUUAUCCCCACCCCCCCACCCCUUUUAAAAGUAGUAAACGCCAAAGUGACAUUUGUCAUUCUGAACAGAGCUUCGGGCUGCCAAAGUCUUGUGUGCCUGGGGUAUAACUUGCCCCCAGCACAUGUUCAAAUCUCUCUGAAUUUGAAGCGUUUGAUGCAGAAAUGUUGCACCUAUAGACUCCUACCACUAUAACCAAUUAAAAUCACUGAUGUGGUGGUGAUGGAUGGAGUAACCCUUACUACGGACCCCUAAAUCUACUUCCAUAAUAAAUUAGAGUCAGACAGUUGAUCUUCCUUUUCCAUAAUUCAUUGAGUCGACCCAAAAAGGAGAUAUUAUACAAUCUCAAGACAAGCGUUUAGUGCUUCAGCUGCUGAUGUCUGGGAUUUGUUUAAAUCUCACAACCACAAGAUUGAUUUGUGGAGGAAUCAACUCAGCCUUCUGUUUACAGAUAGUGAUAACCAUUCAUUUGGUACCUAAGGCUUUUUGGAACAAGGAGUUUCGAAGUUUGGUAUAUCCUUCAUGGUAGAAAAGUUGUGAUCAGUCUGGAUCUGCCUGACAAGGGUGAUCAGGUAUCUUUGGGAGAACUUUUGUGACUGUGCUAUGUGUGAAAGUAUGCUUUCUGUCAGAGAGACUGUAGAAGUUUGUCUGUAAUACAGUAGACCAUCUGUGACCAGAUUUUCUUCAAAAUGCAUAGAAACACCACAGGUUUUACAGCUUCUUUCGUUUUUUGUGUGACUAUUUUGCUAAGAAGUUGAGGGCAUUGAUUGACUGCAUGUGUCAGUUGAUGUUUUCAGCCAUUGUCUUCCAAAUUUUGGGAAAAAUUACUUUGCUAACCUGUGAGGGAGGGACUGGGGUUCAGUUCUUUGGAGAUCCCCAAGUUGCUCAGAUAGUUUGACACAGAAAUACAACAUAGCACCUGCAGUCUCAUAGCACCAUACCAACUACAACUUUGAGUGCCCUUUAUAAAGGUCUAAAAAUCACAAUAAAAACCAAUAGAAUAAUAAAAAGCUAUUAAUUUGUUUCUGUGCUGGUUGCAAACAUUAAAAUACUUCAAUUUUAAUUUAUUUAAUCUAUAAAUCUGUCAUUGGUUUUUUUUUGACAAACUCCAUUAAAUAUAAUUCAUUAGAGGAAUAUGCAAAUUGAAAGUAGUGGUUUAAAGUGUGCAUUACAGUUUGAGAAACACUGUCUUAUUUAUGUUUGCAUCCUUGUGAUGGCUGAAUUGUGCAAUUUUGAAAAUAAUUCUGACACAUGCAAAUUACUUUUUACUUUGAGUAAUUGCAGCUCAUAGCUAUUGUUUGAUGAUCUGUUAAUGACUUUGCAGUUUCUUUGUCUUUGUGGAAAAGCUGUGCUUUUUAUGCAGCUUUGAUUGGAGCCAGAAUUGUCCAGCAUGAGUCCUGUUUCUAAACGGACGGAUAAAGGUUCUAGUGCAACACUAACGGACUACAAAAUACUCACACAGGACACGAUUCAUACAAGCUAAUUAUUACAUAUAGAAUAGAGGAACAGUGACAAAUGACACAGGCUGAACCUUGAACUAUCUGACAGCCUAUCAGAGCAGCUCAUAAAAUAAAAACCUAAUAAAACAAAACAUAUUGGUGCAAUUAAAACAAAAGAGAAUUAAAAUUGUUAUAAAGAACACACAUGCUGAUAACAUUCCUUUGAUCUCUACAAAGUAAUAAAAUAAAAUGUUGUUCCUUGUCCCAGUGUUUAUGAUAUAUUUGUAUUUAAUGUAUACAAGGAAUGGACCACUCAGUCUUCUAAAAAUCAUUAAAUUGUGGGGAGGACAGAUAUUUAACUGUAGUAGAAUAUAUGUAGAAAUAACUGGACAUUGCUAUUUACAUUAAGGGGUUAAUCCAACUCUUUAUUGUAGUAUGAAAUAUUGGGCAUUAAUUUCUAGGUCUCCCACUGUUAUAGGUUUAAAAAGGGGGGGGGAAAAGGUAAAAAGGUUUGUGCAAUCCAGUGCCUGGCAAAGCUUCCCUGGUUACUUUCCACGCACUGUGUGACUUCACUCCUUUCCUCUAAGGUCCAAUCAUAUGCUUCUCAUAUAGAACCGCUCAGAGCAUGCGCGCACCCUGAGCCAGGGAGGUGAGGGAGUAGGGGUGGACACAAGAGGGAGGAAAAAAUAAAAUAAUUGUCAAUAGGAGGAGGUAAGGAGGGGACAAUUUCAACACCACGGGAGGGGGACCCUGAGGGUGGGGGCACCCUCAGGGUACUAUAGUGUCAGGAAAACCGAUUUGUUUUCCUGACACUAUAGUGAUCCUUUAAUGUGAAUUUGUUACUAUUGUCAAUAAAGAUACCAAGAGGGAGCUUGCCAGAAUAAUUAAGCUGUAAACCUGGCCUGGUUCACUCAUCAGACUAACCUCAAUCGAGUGUCCUAAUACCAAAUUUGGACACUCGAUUGGCAUCGUUCAAGUAGAUCAGAACUUAAAGAAACAUACCAAGCACUAUAACCUGCUGUAGUAGUUAUAGUGCCAGGAAUGCUCUUACUCCCAGAGUGAGUAGUCAAACAAUUUAACAAUAUACUUGUGUCCCGUUAGGCAUCUGCCUACUUGUCCUAUGCUGCUGCAAAGAGCUGCCACAGAGCAGAACAGGGUGAAAAAAAAAAAAAAAAUCACAUCACUGAGGAAAAAUACCUAGAACGCAGUUCUACAAAUGUUGUUGGCACUACAAUUUUAACCAGAGACAUACCAGAGCAUAAACUUGCACAAUAUGACUGAUGCUGACUUUAGCUAAGCCAAUUAAUACAUGUAAAAACGUAGCCCAACAUUUGAAACCUUGGGUGCAUAUGGAGUACCUAAGAUUAUGACAAUUUUCACUGCAGUGAUCUAGAAAUGUGUUUUUUUUGUUUUGUUUCUUUUUACAGUUAAGGAGGGGAAUAGAAAUGAUAAUUCACAGCCUCUCUGCAUAAUACAGAAGGACUGCGGAGACAUUUGUCAGCUAAAGGGAGGGGCAAAGCACAGCAGUGAACAUGAAAGGAACACUAUAGUCACCUAAACAACUUUAGCUUAAUGAAGCAGAUUUAGCGUAUAGAUCGUGCCUCUCAUGUUUUACUGCUCAUGUUUAUGCAGCCCUUGUCACACCUCCCCUGGCUAUGACUGACACAGCCUGCAUGGAAAAAAAAAAAAGGUUUUACUUUCAAUCAGAUGUAAUUUACCUUAAACAAUUUAAUCUCCUGCUCCGUAUAUUGAACUUUAAUCACAUACAGGAGGCUCUUGCCGGGUCUAGCAAGCUAUUAACAUAGCAGGGGAUAAAAAAAAAAAAAUCUAAUUUAAACAGAAUUUGCAAUAAAGGAAGGAUAAACUUUAGAUGACUCUUUACAGAAAAUGUUUAGGGAGGCUGUGCAAGUCACAUGCAGGGAGGUGUGACUAGUGUUUAUAAACAAAGUGAUUUAACUCCUAAAUGGCAGAGAUUUGAGGAGUGAGGCUACAGGGGCAUGUUCUAUACACAAAAACUGAUUAAUUAAGCUAAAGUUGUUUUGGUGACUAUAGUUUCCCUUGAAGAUAGAGGUUAUUCUAAUACAGUUUGCUUUGUAUUGCAAUAAAAUAAAACACCAAAUGAGAUAAAACACAUGACAAGUUAUCUUAAGUGAAUUCCUAAUGGUGAACCACAAAAAUCCAUGGUGAAUAAUGGAUAGGACGCGGUGCCUUGAAUUCUAUCUCUGAGGCUGAUAGGAGGGUUUGCCCAUCCUGCAGCUACUACACAAAUGUACGUAUUGUUAUAUAAAAGGGAAGAGGGUAAAGAGGAUGCAGAUUUAGAGGCAUAUUUACACAAUGUUAACUUUUCUUGGCCAACAAGGCCUUCGUGAAAGUCUUCUGACUAAGAUAAGCUACUUUGUUUCUUGUAUAUCUUUUGUUUAAACUGUAAAUUCAUAGUGAUAGUUACUGAAACCUAGUACUGUCGUUUAUUUGACAGGUCUUUGAAAUGAUAGAAAAGGAGGUUUUGGCAACAAGUAACUGACAUACAGAAUAUGAACAAGAGGUGAAGAAGGCCGUGCUGAAGCUAGCUUACAAUCUAUGAGAUCUAAACAAACAGAGAAAAGUAAUCAUCACCAUGUGAUGUACAAACACAGCUGCCUCAUUAUUUGUACACUAAUUGAAUGUGCCUUCUUAUCUGUAAUUGUCUAAUACACAAUAUAAUUAAUACAUCACUGCCACCAAUCACACUUACAACUUCAUAUAGCAGCUGUAUGCUAGAUAUAUAAAUGUUUCACUUUUAGUAUAAUCUACUCCCAGCAGCAACAACUAAACAUUCUCUGUUGAUGUGCAGGUGGAUGUUCGAGUUUGAUGCCAGCCUUUUUUCUUUAUGAAUCUUUAUUUUUUUAUUUCACGGCUAUACUAGAAUUGCAUCAUUACAGUGUAGAACAUUCUAUAAUUAUAUAUUAGCAAAAUAUUUACAAUUCCAUGCAUGCAGUAUUUCUCACAAGCAUGAAACUGGAAAUAAACCAGAGAAUUGCCAAUUCUAAACCAACAUACCCGUAAGCAGAGGGUAGGGAACCUUAGGCACUCCAGAUAUUGUGCAACAUCUCCGUUGAUGCUUUGCUAGCAUGAAGGGACAUGUAGUCCACAACACCUGGAGUGCUGAAAGUUGCCUAUCCCUGCCUAAAGUCUCCACAGAUAUUUUGAUUUCCAACUUAGCUGUUUUCAUUUCAAAUGACCAGUUUGUGAAUAACCGUCAAGUGGGUUAGCAAAUUAUAAAAUAUUUGGAGAUUCUAAAUGCAACAUAUGAUGUUUAUAAUGUCCUCCCAAGCUUUUGUUACCAACCCAAUAAAAAUAAAUAAAUCAACACAUAGGCUCUUAAUUGCACACAGGUUUCACACUCCUGACAAACUGCUGCUUAUCCAGGAGUGUAAAUCCCACCCACCACCAUCUCAGAAAUCCAAUCAAUGGCGUUAUUUUUGUAUGAUUAACUUUCACCAUUCACAUAUACAUCUCAAAAUUUACAUUUGGCUCUAAGGUUUAAGUGAUAUUUGGCACUAACUGCAGAGGUUUCAAACAGGGCUCAAAAAUGCAAUUACUAUGCUAUGACCUAGGCCUAAAAGUUGCAUGACAAGCAGACUUUCUGUAGAGUAACCUCUUUUUUUUUUUUUUAAGUUAAUAUCAGUGAAGUCACGAACCAACGCAUUCAUUUUGUUGUGAGUAACAGUUAAUUUUAUAUUUCCCGGCAUAUCUCUAUAUAGGAACUUGUGUUCACUCCACCCUAUACAUAUUUCUGGGAAACUAUUCUGAAGAAGUGGCAGAUUUCUCCUUGUUCUAUAAAGUUUUUAACUACUCGAGUUACGCAAACCACCAUGUCUACCUCUGUUUUUAGAAGUGGUCAUAAUGAUCUUGAUUUGUAUGUUAAGACUUUUUGCACAUACAGAGAUAUUUGCACUUGCUGGGGGCUAGUUACAUCAAAGGUAAUCAUGACUUAGGCAGCAGGCCCAAUAUUAACUUUGCGCAAAAAAGCCCAUUGCACUCUGGCGACUAAGUUCUGCGUCCAGAAGACAGCCAUUAGAGGCUGGCUUAACCACAAAUGUAAACAUAGCAGUUUCUCUGAAACUAUGCUUGCAUCUGCAGGGUUAAAACCUGAGGGACCUGGCACCCAGACCACUUCAUUGAGCUGAAGUGGUCUGGGUGACUGUAGUGUCCCUUUAAUUGCCUGUCUCUAUAUUUUACUGCUAGUUCUUGCAGAGUUGAGUUAAUAAUUUUAAAUUUUCAUUCUGGCUUUUAAGGUUUUUGAUAGAAUGGUUUAAGUUUAAUAUAUUCAUAUAAAAGCUUUAGUUUUUAUAUGCUUAAUGAAGUAAUUUUGCUGCAGAGACGCUGUCCCAUUUGUGCAGAAAUGUAAAGCAUUGCAGUUUCUCUGAAAUGGUAAUGUUCCUUUUUAGUCAUAACUACACAUCUAGAGCUGGACAGAGUGACAGCCAGUAAAGCCAUGUCCUAGUGAAGACUUGAAAUAAUUGAGUUUUCUCAUUCUGCAUCAUUGAGCCCAACAGGAUGUCGAUAAAUAGAAUACAAACAAAGAGAAGUAUACACACUAAGAAAGUGUAGUGAAACCGUAUAAUAGGGAGAAUCAUUACCUGAUUUCAGGUUAUUUGUAUAUUUUCUAUACAUAUAUUGUCACGUAUUGGGAGGUGUUUCCACUUUGUUUUUUAGGAUGCCGAUAAACACUGGGAAUGCUUCUUAUAGACAAGCUUUGGUUUUAGUGCUUCUCAAUGCAAAGUGCUUUGGUACAUGCACGUGACUGUUUGUGACUACACAAUAGAUCAUGAAAGUGCAUUGUAGUGGUUAUGGUGCCAGGAGUGCUCUUCUUAUUGUAAGUAGUAAAACCGUUUUAGUACAGUUUGACUUCUUACCUGGGGUCUCCCGGGCACUGCUCUCCAUCUCUUCUUAGCCUGCAGGAGAACCAGGAGCUUCCAUUAGCUCUCCUGAUCCAAGACCUGCGGUGUAAAACCAGCUCAUUGGCUGGGAGUAUCCUGCAUUGCAGGGCUUAGAUCACACAGCUUGCCUGGAGGCUGCAUGGGAGGUAAUAAGCAGCAGCUGAAGGACUCCAUUCUAAAAUACAAAGAGCACUCCUGGCACCAUAACCACUACAGUGCACCAACGUGUUUAUAAUGCUUUAAGUGUUCGGUUUAAUAAGCUGCACUUCCAACCUACGAGGAUAUAAAAAUAGCUGCCAGCAAGGUUAAGCCAUGACUGAAAAGUCAUCAUACACGAGGUUAUUGACUAAAUUGUGAAUUCAAAAUUAAUAUGCUACGAUGACUGUUUUAAUGACAAUGUGGUGUAUUGGAGUAUACCAAUCUCCCCAUUCAUCGAAAAACCCCAAAAACAAACACUUGUAUAUUUAGUCUAAAGGUAUGAGUAGUUUAGAGGACAGUAUUACUAAAGCAUGUGUUGAUUCCUUUAUGUAGAGGGUGUGCUUUGUAGUCAUGGGUUCCAGGAAAGAGCAGAGUCAAGCUAGUGUCACCUGAGAGGAAAGGACUUGAUAUGGAUGUUUGUGUUAUUUAUACAUUUGCUCUUUGCUUCCUACAUCAGUUUUUAAUGCUGUAUCACUUGAUGCAAUGCCAGAUGGGGGUCAAGUGCACUCCCAGGGUUAUUUACUAAGUGGGAAUUCAAAGUGAAGGCUAGAGUAGUUGAACUGAAAGCAUAGCUGACUUAGGAGAAUUUUUCCAGUUUGGCUGUUUUGACCUUAAAUUUGAAAUUCACUUUGAAUCUGCUUUGAAUUCUGACUUUUAUUGAAUAACCCUGUCUGUAUGAAUUAGAAUGGAGGAAUUUGUAAAGGUAUCAGAUUUCUAUGGGACUAGCACUGUACUCUCUCAUAUAAGAUGUUGUUGGUGUUUGUCUUCUUCCAUGGUUUCAAAUGGGACUUGUGAUACAUAGGGUAUAGUUAAAGUAAUGAGCUGUAAGUCUCUAGUGAAUUCUAUGAAAACACUGGAAUAAUGCAUACACUGACUUCUUAUAGACUGUAAUGGUAAUCUGCCAUCUGUACAAAAGAUGUCUGACUAAGUUAAGAGGUUAUGACCUUAACAAACUUCAAAAGUAUUGACUUCCCCAAGUUAUUCAUCCACUAUAAUGUAAAAUUAUUUUUUUCCCUUGUUUCCUUCUGUGAGAGUUUGUAGAAUACAAGGUUUGAGUAGGCCCCAGGCCAAUUUAACACCAACUUUGUAAGACGGUGCCUGACCCUUUUUCCCAGCUACUUCCUUUCUUUGUGUGGUGCUGUUGAUAGGCUGAGACUCGAGUCAACCUAUUACAAUAUACAUACCUUUUGCACUCUGUUUUCUACGUGGGGUGCCAAUAAAAAGCUGAGAGCAACCGCUGACACUCUCAAUGCAAAGGCGUGGAAAGAAGGAAAUUUUAUAUAUAUAUAUAUAUAUAUAUAUAUAUAUAUAUAUAUAUAUAUAUAUAUAUACACACACACACACACACCUAUUCAAGAGACUAAAGUGGUAUCGCAAUCGACAUGUCCUGACACAAAAUUAAUAAUGAACAUUUAGAGACCAGGAGAUCAGGUUUUAGUGCAAGGCUUGACAAAUUUGCUUUGAAUCUAGGAGCCAGCUAAAAAUGUUAGACCGGUUUUGUUAAACUAACAAAGCUUCAUUUUCAACACCUAAAAUACAAUUCUUAAAGGGUCACAGCUUAAUGUAGUGGUUCUGGUGUCUAUAUCCUGUCCGUGUAGGCUUUUUUUAGAGAAAAGGCAGUGUUGACAUUGCUGCAUAGUAACAACUGUAGUGCGUAAAAACGCCUUACCCAUGCGAUUGGAGGUUGGCCGGUAACCUGAACACACAUUUAGAGACACACACUCACUGACAGGCACAUUCUCUCUCAAAUCCACCAAUAAUUAUUUUGAUUUAAAUUUAUGUCCACCCAGUCUUGGGAGAGCUAAAGUGGAUCAUUUCCUUGAGGUCCAGUGGGGCUUGUGUAAUUUUUAAGCUUUUCUUGCUCUGCUCCCGCGCACUGUUUAGCGACGUGGGGGCCAGAGUGACAUCAUAUUGCUGCUCCCAGUGUUUUGUCAGAUUUCCUUACCCUCGUCACAUCCGGUGAGGCGGACCAGCUGUUGCCUGUGCUACACAUGCGUUCUAGCACUCCUGAUGGGUAGGAAACUGAUGCAGGUUGGAAGCGUGUGCAAGACAACCCCAUCACUGCCAAUGACAAGGCAUCAUCUGGAAUGGUAACUUCUCGUCAGCAUGGAGGGAAGUUAAGUGUUCGUUUAAUUUUUUUAUUUAAGUUUGGGGGCGGACCAUCUUGAAAGCGUUACUCUAAUAAAAAUCACUGUUUUCUCAAAACGAUUUUUGAUUGGAGUAACCCUUGAAUUAUGGUAUUAAAUUUUUUGCUCCCCAAGUGAAAAUUUAGUCCAGAGGAAUGAGACCAUUUACCUCAAGUUACUUUUCACAAACCAAUGAUUUACACUGUAGUGAAAAACUCAUGAUUUACAUUUUUACAAGAUUACUCUCAAAUGUGUAACUAAAAAGUUAUUUCCAUUUUAUUUUUCUGAUGUCAAACUCCAUUGGUAGGUUUGUGAUGAAUUCUGUUAUAGAAUCCAUAGGCAGCUAAGCAACACAUCCUAUAAUUCUUAGUAUGCAGUCAGUGCUCAGAAAUGUUUGUGUACAAGUUAUUUGAGAGCUGAUUGGCUGUGCAUGGUGCUGCCCUAUCGAUUCACUUUAGUUGCAUUGCAAGAAGAGGUUUGCAGCAGCAAGUACCUUUUUAGUUUGAGACACUAAAGUAUUUGUAAAAACAAAAUAAUUUUUUUUUUUUUUUUUUGCAUAAUUUUAGACGUUGGAACUGUUAAUAUUUAUUGUGCUAUGGGUUGUUAGAAACCUUCCAGCCAUACACAAUACAUUUUGUAUAAAAUAUGCAAAUAUAUUGUAAGGAUAGACUUGUCAGUUUUGCUGGUUAGAGACGAUAUUCAGCAUCUGAUAAUUGGUUAUCGGCAUUGUAAUUUACCGAUUAUUACCAAUUCACUCGCCUCUCCCAUUCACCAAACGUUGUCUUCUGAAUCUGGAAACUCUAGCCUCCAGCCAUCGAAGUGCCAUGUAGUGACCUUGCGUCACCCUUUUCUGUAAGUCCCCACAUGCAGAGCUCAGCUGAAGGCAGGAAGGAGAGACGGUGAAUAACCUACUAUAAUGUACUGGUCAGACUGACCGAGUGAUAGGAGUGUGUGUGAUGACAGCAAUUCCACACCUAUCCGUAACAGCAGUGUACAUGCCAAUAUCCCACGGACACCAGCAUGUACUGGCUACCUGAGAGUGAUAGGAGUUUGAUUGUUCAACAACUGUCUCCAAAGGUGACCAAUAAUCUCGAAUGCAUUGUGUUUUAAUUAGUAGAAAUAUGGAAUAAAUAAUUCACGUGUGAAAAAUUAUAUAUGCGAAUGUGGGUUAUUGCUUUACUUAAGGUUGAAGCUUUUUAGUACCCCAGUAGUUGACAAAAUACAGGCAAAAAUGUAUUGUUCCUAAAAAUGUAAUCUUAACCAACUAGUAUCCUCUUUGAGGUUUCCAGAUAAUCUUAUAGGAAGAAAUGCUACACACAGUGACAUUGACUAUUUUAACCCUUUAAGGACAUGUGACAUGUCAUGAUUCCCUUUUAUUCCAGAAGUUUGGUCCUUAAGGGGUUAAAGCACCUGUCAUGACAUGUGAUGUAUCACAUUUAUGAAUUAGGUGACAUAUUUUUCUAGGCAAUACAUAUUUACAGAUUAUCAUUUCUUACUGCAAAACCAAUUAUCUAUCUUAAAGGUGUACUGCAACUGAUUUUGUUCUUCACAUUCCGUUGUUUGGAGUGCCACGUGCUAUGAAAAUAUUGUGGCAUAUUGAAGCCACCCUUUGCCCUCCUGAUAUUAGAUGGGGGAUCUAUUCUGUUCUCAAUUACUUAAAUAUGCUGUAUUCUGGCUAUUUAAAAAAAGAGCCUUUGUAGUAGCUAUAUGCACAUUCAGAUACAAGACACUGUUUUCAUUAGUUAGUGAAUUCAUUGAUAUUAUAACUUGAGAACUCUAAGGUCUUGGCAUUUUUAGUCCUGCAGAGUUAUGAGAAAUUAUCUAUAUUCCGGUGCAGUUUGACAUGCAGUGCAAUUAUCAAAUGCUCCAUUAUUCCUUGCAUUUAGUUCAUACACACUAGGCCUAUGGCCCAUGUCACUCUUCACUAGGAUUGCAGUGACAAUUAUCCAAACAUAGUAGAAUUGCAAAUGUUUCUGUGAAUCUCGUCUGCAUACCCUACCCCACUGACUGUCAUCCAUGUUUGCUAAAGUAAAAACGAAGGAAUGUAAAGGUCACCAUGAUUUAAGAGUCUGUUUUUAUAUGAGGUUUUCUUUAGUGAUCAGACUGUGGUAGACUCGGAGCUACGUGGGAAUUUUUAUGUUAAAUUUAAACUGACUAAGGGGGAAGAAGGCUGCUGCCCUUCUAGAGAUUCUUAAAAUGAUCCCCCAUACUUCUCCGUUACAUUUUUACGUUCAGUGCCAGCGUACACUAUUCAAACGUUAUUUUGAGUAUCACGUAGACGAGCUAUUUUUAAACUAGAUAACGGGAAUCUGAAGUGAUUUAAAUUUUCUUUUUUGUUUCUCUGUAGGUGCACUGACCAAAGUACGAGAGAGUAAGAAGCAUGUAGAAGAAGGGAAGAUGGAGCUUCAGAAAGCAAGUGAUAUCCAAGAACGCUGUAACAUUAUUUCCUAUGCUAGCCUAGCAGAAAUACAGCACUUUCACAAAAUCCGAGUGAGAGACUUCAAGUCACAAAUGCAACAUUUCUUACAACAACAGAUCACAUUCUUCCAAAAAGUGACGCUAAAACUGGAGGAAGCUCUACAAAAAUAUGAUGCUGCCUAGGAAUGACAUGGGGAAACCCUCAGCUUAUUCUCCUCGUUUUGGGGAUGGUAUAUUACCCUGGGGAAAUAUUCACCCCUACAACAUUACAACCUGUUGCCAAUAAUUGGCGGUGGUACACGAAUGGUCGUACAUAUACUAUUUUUUAGUAUACUGUGAUGCAGAAAUGUGGAACCCUAAGAUAGUUCCAGCAUAGCACAUUUGUAUUUAAAUUAUAUUACCUAUUCCUACACUACCAUUGUACCAAUUUUUUCUGGUGUAUCAAGUAUGCAAAUUGCCUUAUUGUUUUCUGAAGUAUGUUGUUAAGGUGCAUACACAAAAAAAAAAAAAAAGACUAACACGUUACUUCAGUUGCCUUUUUUAUUCUUACACCUGGAUUUAACAUAUCCUCUGUUUACAAAUCUUCUACUUGAGCAACUGUUCAAUUGUGUGCCUUCUUAAACUUUUUUUUUUCCAGUAAUAAAUUCAUAUUUUACCAUGGGGGAAUUGUUUAUCCAAUGUAAACUUUACAAGUCUGCUAAAUAUUGUUUUCUCCUCUAUUGCCCACAGUGCUCUAUUUUGUUAGGAAAACAUGGGCUUCCGUGACAUUAUCUGUCCUGUAGACAAGGAGACGAUGGGAUUAACCUAUUGUUUGUUUAGGUUACUGUACGCCCAUGUCAGGAAAAGAUUCACUUGUUACAUAGAACUGUAAGACAACGCUGAAGAGGAACUGGCUAUUUUAACAUCAAUAAGUGAAAAUUCACAGGACAACGCAAUUACGGCUUAUUGCUCGGUACAGUCUUAUUGGUUUUCAGCAGUUGUUUACUUGUAUGAUGGUUAGUGGAUGGGUUAAUGAAGUGUGCUAUUGAAGUGUACGAGCAAGGAGCUGUUAACUAUUUGAUGUGACUCGAAAAGACACUUUAACUGGGAUUUUGGAGACUCUGCAAUCAUCGAUUAAGUAAUGAAAUAAAAUUGCAUUGCUGGCAAUAAAGCACAUAUCCUUCUACAGACUAGUUUACACAGCACGUCUGUUCACAUCUUAUCCAUCUAGGAGAGAGCAGUAGCAUGUUAAAAUUAAUACUGUGUAUGCAUACAAUUAUAUUUAAUGCACUCAUUUUAUUUAUUAUUUUGUAGCCAAUCUUUUCAGUUUUAAUAUUAACCUUUUCUGUGGAAUAUUUACAUAUUGACAAUAUCUAGUGAAAUACUAGCAAUUGUGUAAUGCUGCAUUUUGAGAUAUUGAAGCAGCUCUGAUAUAUCAUGGAUACUUGUUGGAUUUUUUUAAUGCUUUAUAUUAUUGACACUGGUCUUUAAAUUCCUGAAGUUACUGUCACUUCCUUUUCUUAAUCAUGGAAAACAAAGCACUUGAGCUCAUCUAUUUUAUUUUUUAUUUUGUUUUAAAUCAUAUCAAAUGCGUCUUGGCUUUGUUACAAGGUUGGACAACCUUUUUGUUUUUCUAGCCCAUCACCAGAGGCAGAGGAUAAUGUAACUUGGAGGCAAAAAACAUAAAGAAGCUUUUCAUGUCACUCAUCUCUUGCAAAAUAUCAAGAGUCGGCUUUACUUUUUUUUUUUUUGCCCCGGGGCACAAGUAUUAUUUAUACAUGUGCUGUAUGGGACAAGUACUGGCCAGUUGCAAGACAUGGGAGAUUUAGCCACAUAGACAUGUAUCUAUUUGAAGUUCUAAAAUGUACCCGUCUUGAUAAUGGACUUGUGCACCUUUUUAUAUGAAUUCUGAUCCUUAGUAUACAAAGACACUUUUCUUCCUCCCUCAAAUCGUGUUUAUUCUCUGCCCCCUCAAACAAACUGGCCUAUGUAUGGAUCUGUGAUCUCAGUUUGGAGGCUUUCAGAGGUAGACCGAAGAUACAUAACUCCAAAGCUUGGAGCUGGUGCUUAACCAUUGAAGAUAAACAUAUCAAUGUUUAGGUCCUGGACUCCUAGCUUUUUCAUUUCUACUACUUUGCAGCAUCAUCAUCAUCAUCAUCAUCAUCAUUGUUCAGCAUUUUUAGAAAUAAAAAAACCUUGUGGAGUUAGUUGUAGCUUCUGUAUACAUUCUUAAAUUUCUACAGUAUUAUCAUGCUUUCCUUUUAAAGGUGCCUAUUUAUGACUUGGUAAAACUACAGGUGCAUUAUAUAAAUUCUGCUGGUAGAAGAUCAAAUUAAAACACUGAUGUUAUUUCAUAGCACUGGAAGGAGUUUUAAUGAUUACAUUACGCUUACUUUGACUUCUUAACAUCUCCAACCUGUUACACUGUGUGAUCAAUACAAUGUAGUUAAAUUAUCUGCUGGCAAUUAAAAAUCCAACAUUGCUUGUAUCCAAAUGUUGCUAUGCACGUCUUUAUUUAUAAUUUUGCUUAUGGUUUUCUUUUGUCUGCUUUUCUAACCAUUUUAUUUAAGGUAAUGGUAAGUAAAGUCUUUUUGUGCAAA